This is a messenger RNA of Castor canadensis (American beaver), 3269 nucleotides long. The record is from RefSeq and is a predicted model, not a curated record. Lineage: Eukaryota; Metazoa; Chordata; Mammalia; Rodentia; Castoridae.
GUGAUCAUGGAGGAAGCACUUUACUCCCACCAACUGUCACAAAUGAAUUUCCAGAAUAUGGGACCAUGGAGGAAGGCGGAGAAGGCCUAAGAGCUUCUUUGGAGUUUGGUGCAGAUUCUCUGCCAUGUUGCUCACCAGGGCAGCAGGAUGUCCAUCUUCUUGCUGGCCAAGACUCUGGGCUCAACAGUGUUACCGAAGGACCAAAAGAUGUCAGAGAGGCCUCCUCUCAAGGUCACCUCAAGGAACAAAGUUUACAACACCUAGACUCUUUGAUUUCAGCUCUGAAAGCCACUGAAGCCAGAAUAGCUUCAGGAACAUUACAGGCUACAAAGGUACUGGACAAAGAUAUUUCUAGUUUUUCAGUUCAGCAGGUAAAAAAAGAGCCAGACAUUGCCAGUCAUAAAACACAGAGAACCAACAAAUUAAUCCCUGCUGGCCAAGAAAAAUCAUCAGAUAUACCUCUUUCAGCUGAAGUAAUGACUGAGGAAAAAUUUUAUUUGAGCAUCCAGAAGGAUCUGACUGCACUGUUAGCUGGAGAAGCUCAGGAAGAGCUUUCCCAGGUAACUAAUAAUGACAGAGAAGGGGUUCUCUAUGUGCAGGAGCCAGAAUGUCCUGUGGCCUCCCUGCAGAGCUCAACAGUGACCUGUAACUCCACCGGCAGUGUUGGUGUUUUGAAAGAGCAGACAUCUGACCUCAGGAGAGAGUACCCAGGAGGAUAUGAUCGAGGUGGCCCCAUGGGACGCCCAGGCCGGAUCAAACAUGUGGAAUUUCAAGGAGUAGAGAUAUUGUGGACAGGAGGAGAGAAGAGAGAGCCCCAGCAUCCUUCAGACUUUGAGACAUCACUGGAAAGGACCAUCCCUCCUGCAAGCAAAGAGUUUUCCAAAGCGCCAAGCCAUCGCGUCUCAGCUUCUGGCUUACGUCAUUCCGUUGGUUUAACAGGGAGUGUUUGGGAUGAAACCUGGAAAGCUCCUUCAGAGAUGCAUGGUACUAGCUCAGGGACAUUGUCACCUGUGCCUCUUGUUUGGAGUGGAGAAGAUGAGGUCUUCCUGAAGGAAAACAAAGAACCUCUUCAAAAGAAUCCUGAACUCAACCGAGACAAAGAAAGGAUCCUGGAGCAGGAGGAGUACCUUAGGGGAGGAGAAGAUGGUAUUUUUGGACCCGGAUACACAGAGGACUCCACCGAUGUAUACAGCUCCCAGUUUGAAACCAUCUUGGACAACACUUCUUUAUACUACAGUGCAGAGUCUCUGGAGACAUUAUACUCAGAGCCUGAGAGCUGUUUCAGCUUUGAAAUGCCCCUUACCCCGAUGAUACAACAGCGCAUUAAAGAAGGCGGUCAGUUCUUGGAUAGGAGUUCAGCAGGAGGACAACAGGAUGUCCUGAGCGUCUCGGCAGAUGGUGGGAUAGUGAUGGGCUAUUUCAGCGGGAUUACCAAUGGGCUGAGUGAUGCCAGCAACUCCGUCUAUGUGAAAGGUGCCCCGGAGAUUGCUUUCUGGGCAAGGUACUACUCCUGCUUUCAUUAUUUCAUGGUGGCGUUUUUGUAGUAUUUUCACCUUGGGAAAUCUGAAUGUGGAAUAUAGUUUAAAAGCAUCUGGCCAGCUUUUGUGAUUAUAAGGAAAUGAUGUGAGUAAAAAGUAAUUUGAAUUUUAAGGGCAGGCAAGGUACAUCUUAGUGAUUGUCAAAUUGGCAUUCUCCUCUCUGGUGUUUCCUAGAUUACACGUGUGACUGGAUACUGAAUAAACAUUGGUGGCGAUGAUUAAGCAUUUGCUCUGAUGAUGCAGUUCUGGUGGCAGUCACAUGGUGCUGUGAAAGAACUUUAGUCUGACACUGACAUUUGUUGAUGACAUGGCGUGGGUUGUUUGAGUGGCCCACACAUUCCUUAAUUGUAAAUUGAAGGUGUUGGAAUAGAUGGUCACUAAUGUCUCCUUCAGCCUUUUUUUUCCCUGAGGUGCUGUUCUGUCUGCUGUCCUUUUCGUUUCUGAAAUUGGAAGAAAGAUCUACUAUGGAUGUUUGAUAGAACUGAGACCUUGGCAAGGAUAUAAGUAUUUUUUUUUUCUUUUCUAUUUAAUGUCUAACUCUAUUUGGGAGAGAAUGGCAGCUUAUAUAGGCUACAUGUACUAUACCUGUCAUUUAGGGAUUCCUUUUUUGCUUAUGGAUUAUCCAUCAUUUCAUCUUUCUUGCCCAUCAUCUUCAGGUCAUCUACCUGUCAUUUAUCCUCUCCAUCAAUGGGCAGAGAAUGCUAAACUUGUAACUUUCAUGAAUUUAGUUUUGGUAUAUUUUUCCGGUAUGGGUGUGUGUGUGUGUGUGUGUGUGUGCGUGUAUUGGAGAGAAGGUUAAAUGGGGAUAAACUAUUUUAAAGCUAUAUAAAAAAUGUCAGUGCUUCUUUUCAAAAGUCACUAUCCAUUUUAUAGGUUCCUAGUGAACGUCUCUCUUUGAACAGUUUGCCUGGUGUUGGCAGUUUCUAUAACCAGCUUGUAGGUUUGUAGUUCAUAGGAUGGGAAAACUCAAGACUGACACAUUAUAACAUUGUGGCUGUACACUUCCAUGGAAGUGGUUGGGAUAGUGGUUGUCUUACUGGGGCACAGUGAAUUAAUGAGAAGAACACAGGUCUCAAAGCACAAGGCUUUUGUCUGAAUCAGCUUGGACAAACCACUUGUUCUGUCUAAAACCUCGUUUACUUAUUUGCAAAACAGGAGUAUUGAUAUCCUGUGCGCUGAGUGGCAGGAGAUUUAACGGGUUAAGCAUCUAGCAGUGCCUGGCACCAACUAGGAGCUUGAGUAGAAGUUUGAGUCUGAGUUGGUUGAGUGAUGAGUCCUUGCUUAAAUCUAGGGGUUUGUCCUUGAGUGUGUCCCUGAAGGAAGGGUGUUCCUCAGGGGAGGCAUCUCUGACAUGGGAGUGUGCCUGGGAGCAGCCUGUCCCUUAGCGGGAGGCCACCUUGGUUGGGGUGCCCUGAUAGGGUAGUAGGCAUCCUGAGAUGGGGUGUCCCUCAGUGGAGGGUGCCACUUUAGUUCUUUUGCUUUAUCAUCAUCCCUGGGGACUGAUUGUAAAUUGUAAUAAAAUGCCACAGCAUAGGGACGCAGACAAUAUCCUUGCAGCUCCAGCCCAGCUUUUUGGGGAAGCUGAAGUUGCUUUUAUUAUAGACUAAAAACAGGUCUCAGGAGCUGAGGUAGUUUGGACUGGGACAUAAACCACUCUCUGAGGUGGUGUGGGUGGUAAAGCUUUACCAUAAAAGAUACAGGGAAGAUGUGUCAGUGAAGGGAAGAGUCAGG